This is a messenger RNA of Volvox carteri f. nagariensis, 2034 nucleotides long. RefSeq lists its product as uncharacterized. Gene Ontology annotation, biological process: regulation of DNA-templated transcription. The record is from RefSeq and is a predicted model, not a curated record. NCBI's taxonomy places the organism in Eukaryota, Viridiplantae, Chlorophyta, Chlorophyceae, Chlamydomonadales, Volvocaceae. The transcript has 8 exons. Gene Ontology annotation, molecular function: DNA-binding transcription factor activity. The coding region runs from base 1 to 2034 and encodes 677 amino acids.
AUGGAUUUGCUUGCGUUACGUAAAUCGGGGAAAAAACCGGACCUUAUCGGCUUAAAUUCGCAUGCCCUCCAGGGCCCCUAUUUCGGUUCCCAUGGGAUGCCGCCGACAAGGUCGGUUUACGCACGCCUCCCAAUGCCCGCGCAACGUACGAGUGAGAGCAGCAGCGCAGCCAGUGGCAGCGAAAGUCCAUUUGCGUUCCAGGGUUUGAACGGGAGCACGCUAGUGCCCCCGGGAGAUGAACACACUGACGCGUUGUUCCAGAGCUUGAUGAGUAUGCCCACCAAGGCAGUCCCGCAGCAUCCACAUCAGCCGCAACAACAGCAACUACAACAUCAUCAACAUCAUCAUCAUCAACAACAACAACAGACAUCUGGCAGGCUGCCUGAUGGGGGCAGGGCAGCAAGCGGCGACCCCUCGCGCGGCCGCUUGACAGGCUUGGGAACAGCACCGCCGCCGCCGCCACCGCCGCCGUGUGGUGCAGUCGACGUCCUCCUCGCGCGAGCCCUCGGGGGCCCCGGGCAGCUAGGAUUUGGCGCGGGUGGUGAUGGUGGUUCCCGAGGAUCCCAAGCCCCUCCUCUUGCCUUGUACCGCGAUGAGGAUGGGCAGCUGCCAAGACCCAUGCGCCAUGCAGCAGCCGCCAACGUGCUGUCGUACGACAACACCUUGCUGCAAUGCCAUCGCGCGGCGUCUGCCGCCACCGCAGCGACAGCAGCGGGAUUGUCAGCCGAUGUCAAGAAUGGCAUUGCGCUGGUCCGGCAACAGCUCGAGCAGCUGGAGCAUGGCGCACUUUCAGAAACAACAGCAGAAAUCGAGGCUCAUCAUUUACGUGGCCAGGACGCGAUGUUUGAAGGGGGUACGCGGCAGCUAGCUGGGGGUCGGGUCGCCGCGCCAGGCGUAGUGGCGAACCAGGGGCUUCACCAGCAGCACCACCAUCAGGGCUUUCCGCACCAGCAAAAGCCAAUGCAGCAGGGCGUUACCGAUGCGGUUGCAGCCGUUGCAGCUCCUGCAACUCAACAACGGCAUCAUCAACGAUGGCAGCCGCCAAUGCCCCAUCAGCGGCACCAUCCGGAACAUCAGCUGCAGGCGGGUGACAGGACCAUGCGAGAUGCGCAGAUUGCAAUGGUGGGUGCAACCGCAGGUACUGCUGGGCCCCGCCCUGCGAUGAUGGCGACGACGGCUUCGGCCGUAGCAAGAAAAGAUUGGGACGACGGCAUCCAGAUAGGCGCGGCAGCAGCAGCGGGGGUCAAUAAUCGAAGCGGUGGCGCCGACGGCGACGGCAUCGGCACUUCGUCGGCUCGUCAGCGCCGCCGUACGCACAUUGCGGGGACAUAUGGGGUUCAGUCGGUCACAGUGGAGAAGGAUGCGUCGAGCGAGGGGCAAGUCGCGGGGGAAAAGGAAGCAUGCAACAGCAGUAUCGGUACGGCGCCGGGGGUUGAUGAUGGCGGCGGCAAAGGAGCCUCAUGCAGAAAUGGUCCAACAGGCAGUGUGGGCGGACUGUCUGGCCGCGACGUGGAACCGCGAGCCAUCGACCACCAAGGCGAGCCGGGAACUACUCUUGCGCGAGGUGGAAGCGGUGCCGUACCAGGCGGAGAGUGUGCUGGUGAGGGACAACUUGACGGAGAAUACGGCGGUGGCAUCGACGAAGGCGACGACGAAGACGACACCACCGAUGGCGGUGGCGACUACGGCAGCCCCCUACGUCAGUCACGGAAGCGUACGGCAUCUCAGCGCCGUCGAGGCUCAGCGUCCGCGAAGAGGGAGCUUUGUCGGGAGCGCAACCGAACGGCUCAGCGCCGGUUCCGAGAGCGUCAGAAGGAUCUUAUCCGCGCUCUGCAAGACCAGGUCGAGCACCAGGAGGCCCUCAUCAAGGAUCUGAAAAGUCGACUGGCAGUUUACGAAGGACGCACGUCGCCGCAGGCGGCACCACCUUUACCAGCAUCAGUAGGGCCGUCGUCCGCGGCAGAGCAGCAGGCAGGUUGUGACCAGCCGCCAAACGCCACCUCCACGGCCACGGCAACAAGUAACGGUAACUAA